GUACAUCAAUAAUUUCAUAGAAUCGUACAACAAGAUGUCGGUCGCAGCGAACGAAAUAGUGGCCAGUUUGCGAGGCAAAGAUCUGAACAGCAAAACAUACAACCCGCAUACCGAAAAGCUGCUGGAUGAGCUGAAUCUAUCCAAAAGCGGUUUCAACUCCCUGUUCGAGGACACGUGGCACACUUUGAUGGGAAUCGAAAUGCAGCUGUUUGAACGAACGGAGGAAGGCAACUUUACGUUUGAAAACACUAUUAAGGAAAUGACCAAUGAGUUCAUUGAGCUUGCCCAGGCGCAGUUUGUGUUGUUGCGAGAGGCAGAGAUCAACUUUAGCGACACGUUGGUGGACACUGUGCAGCAAUUUGUAACUAUUAAGGCUGCGUCCGGCCAGGCCGACAGACUCCCGGAUGCGUUAAAGGAGUCUUUGGAUGACAAAGAUGUCAUAAGCAACAUGGCCGCAGGUAUGCGGGAUCAGCACAUGCAGUUGAUAGAUGCUAGGGAAGAUAAGCUGAUAACGCGUAGCCGAAACUGGGUGAAGGAACUGUGCGAUGAUCUUCAAAAUUCUGAAAUUAAACGCAAUCGGGCGAAAGUUCUAGAAAUAACAUAUUUUCUUGACCAACACCGACAAACAUUCAUGAGCGCGUUUGAUGAAGUUGCCAGCAAAUUGGAAGUAUAA
Molecule: messenger RNA, 673 nt
Organism: Anopheles cruzii
Lineage: Eukaryota; Metazoa; Arthropoda; Insecta; Diptera; Culicidae
Product: dynein regulatory complex subunit 3-like
Exons: 4
Source: RefSeq, a predicted model, not a curated record